Messenger RNA from Fusarium odoratissimum NRRL 54006, 630 nucleotides. RefSeq lists its product as uncharacterized. NCBI's taxonomy places the organism in Eukaryota, Fungi, Ascomycota, Sordariomycetes, Hypocreales, Nectriaceae. The record is from RefSeq and is a predicted model, not a curated record. The transcript has 3 exons. The coding region runs from base 110 to 514 and encodes 134 amino acids.
AUGUUUAAAAAUCGAGACACCUUGGCGAUGGUUGUUUGUUUGGCAGUACAACCACAACACAUUCUGUUUGACAGUCUGGCUUCACUUAUUCACUACUAGAAUUUACAAGAUGGUUACCCACGAGCACGUCCGAAAUAUCUUCGCGGGCCCCAGCAAGGGCGACAUGGCCAGCUUCUGGCCCCACGUCGAGCCCAACGUCGACUGGACCGUAAAAGGCACCCACUGCAAGGUCUCUGGCCACUACAGGUCCAUUGAGGAAUUCCAACAGGGGACAAGGGCUUUGUCAUCUACUUGGGCAGGCCCCCUGCAUCUUGUCGUUCAAAACAUUAUCAUUGAGGGAAACCAAGCUGCCGUGGAGCUUAAGGCCGUCAAUACUAAGACUAAGAGCGGCGAUCCCUUCCCAAAUGAAUAUACCUGGGUGCUGGGCUUUAGCGACAACGGCAAGAUCGCAACAGUGAGGGCGUACAUGGACACUGACCUUGUUACUCGUGUUAUUGAAAAGAACCCUCAGUAGAGCAUAGAUAUUUUCAGUACUGCUAGCUAGAGAAGAACAGUCUUGUUCUUUGUUUGCAAAGCUAUAAUAGUUCACGUUCUUUGCAAACCGCAAGUUGUAAAGAAAAUAGACUUUUU